UGUUUGUUUGAAAUCUUUUUUUUUUUUUUAAUGUAGACAUUUGCCAUAUAAGCUUCCCUAUUUUUAACAUUGCUUUUGCUGCAAGUUUGGUGCCCUAGGAACCACAUAGUCAAAGGGUUACUGCGAGAGGCUGGACAAGAGGCCCCCGCCCUCUUGCUGUGAGCUCUGCUGUUCUUAUGGGAGCCAUGAAGCUGAAUGAGAGGAGCGUGGCCCACUACGCGCUGAGCGACUCCCCCGCCGACCAUACGGGCUUUCUGCGCACCUGGGGCGGGCCAGGGACUGCACCGACCCCCAGUGGCACCGGCCGGAGGUGCUGGUUUGUCCUCAAAGGCAACCUGCUCUUCUCCUUUGAGAGUCGUGAGAGCCGGGCCCCACUGAGCCUGGUGGUGCUGGAGGGCUGCACGGUGGAGCUGGCCGAGGCUCCCGUGUCCGAGGAGUUCGCCUUCGCCAUCUGCUUCGACGCCCCUGGUGUGCGCCCACACCUGCUGGCGGCCGAUGGGCCCGCGGCGCAGGAGGCCUGGGUGAAGGCCCUGUCCAGGGCCAGCUUUAGCUACAUGCGCCUGGUGGUGCGCGAGCUGGAGAGCCAGCUGCGCCAGGCCCGCCACAGCCUGGCUCUGCAUCGCCACUCAUCCUGGAAGGCCAUUGGCAGCCACUGUAAGCCCCAGGCUCCUCCUGACCGCCGGUCUCCAGGCCUGGAAAACGGUCACUCCCCCUCCAAGGACUGCAGCCCCGUGGACUCGGUUGAAGAAAGAGGCAGCAAGCCAGCACGGCAGGGCUUGGCCGAGUGGCAGGGCCCGGCCAGCCUCUUCCUGGACAGGAGGCAGAGCCCCGAGUUCCCUGAGACCUCCUACUUUUCUACCCUGCACAACUGGUACGGCCAGGAGAUCACGGAGCUGAGGCAGAGGUGGCUGCGGAGGGUCUGGGGGAGCCGGCCAGCUCGGGAGAAACAGGAUGGGCCCUGAGCCUCAGCCCUUGGGGCUUCUGCCCUUAUCCUGCCGGUCAGGAUUCAGUGUUCAUUGGGUUUCAAGUUGCUUUGUUUUGAGAGGUUCUUUUCUUCCUGCUUUUUGGUCCUUCUCCAGGUUCCAGAUCCGCCCUCGUGCCUGGGUGGGACUGAGGAAUCAUUCUUUCCAGCACCUUUAUUUCCUGAGGCCCAGAGAGGAAGGGGGCUUGCUUGGUAGCCAUGGAGCGUGACCAAGUCUCCUGCCGCUCUGCUGGACUGCCCCUCUGGCAGGGGACACUAGUCAAAUGGUGGGAAUGGGGACUAUUAUGUGGCCAUAGAAUGCUACCUACACACCAGACUCUACAACCAUAACUUCCUACACAGGGAGCCUUAUGUACAUUUAAAUACCAGAAGUUGGCUCAAGUGUUGGCUUGGGGAACUGACAGCAUCAGAGAAAGUAGGUUUAUUGCCAUAGGGGUUUCUGGGGCCAGUUGCUUCCUGAGAAGUGGGGCAUAGGACCCCCUCCCCUCUGCAGUUUGGGUGGGGCCCUUUGGAGGGAGAGGGCCUUCAGCCAGCAAAAGGGGAUUGAUUCCGCUCAGAAAGUAUCCGGGUCCUCAGAUUCUCUCCCUGGCUGCCCUGUCUAUAGAUGGUGCUGGUCAUGGCCCCAGGAAGGACUGGUGGCAGAAAUCCUUCCUGUGUUCUGCCCUGAGCGGCUGGCUCUGGGAGCUGCCAGGUGGGAAGCUAAAGGAGGGGAGGCACAUGGGGCUCCCUGGGGAAGCCAGGCUGUUAUUUUGGUUCUCAGUCCGGGUCAUUCUAGAAGCUUGGACGCAGGAUUCCCAGCAAGCACCCUGGGAUAAACUCUUUCCUCCUAACUGCUAAGAGCCACUCCCGAUCCCGAACCCGGCCUGGGAACUCACUGACGGUCCGGCUGGUCAGCCAGUGCGUGUCUGGCAAGACCCUGUCUUUGCUCCUCUCAGCAGCUCGGUGCCACGCGUUUUCUCUGCUGUUGAGGGAGGACCCGCCUGAGCCCCAGGGUGUGGCCGCAGCAGCUGGAUGUGAUCGAGGGA
Messenger RNA from Mustela erminea (ermine), 2007 nucleotides. RefSeq names its product PH domain containing endocytic trafficking adaptor 2 (gene PHETA2). Gene Ontology annotation, biological process: endosome organization; receptor recycling; retrograde transport, endosome to Golgi. NCBI's taxonomy places the organism in Eukaryota, Metazoa, Chordata, Mammalia, Carnivora, Mustelidae. The record is from RefSeq and is a predicted model, not a curated record. Gene Ontology annotation, cellular component: recycling endosome; early endosome; trans-Golgi network. The coding region runs from base 177 to 962 and encodes 261 amino acids. The transcript has 3 exons.